Anopheles maculipalpis is the source of this 916-nucleotide messenger RNA. RefSeq names its product caspase-like. Gene Ontology annotation, molecular function: cysteine-type endopeptidase activity. The transcript has 2 exons. NCBI's taxonomy places the organism in Eukaryota, Metazoa, Arthropoda, Insecta, Diptera, Culicidae. The coding region runs from base 65 to 916 and encodes 283 amino acids. The record is from RefSeq and is a predicted model, not a curated record. Gene Ontology annotation, biological process: proteolysis.
UGUGUGCGGUCGGUUUGAUUGUAAUGUUUAUUUUUAUUCCACACUCCAGCACAGUUUUAGCGCAAUGUUUAACAGAAAGCAAGACAGCAGCGAUACGAGACGAAUACCGCACGGAUCGCCCAACGCCAGUAGCUCGCAGAUGAAUGGGAUAAUCCGGCCUGCUUACGUCAUAGAACGGUACGCCGCGUACUACCCGAUGAACCACAAACGACGCGGCAUGGCACUGUUGUUCUCGCACAAUAAGUACAAUGUACGGAAUGUGCCACUACCGGUCCGCGAAGGAAGCGCUGUGGAUUGCAAACGCUUAAAGGAGACACUAGACUUGUUCGGAUUCGAUGUGAAAGUUUAUCAGGAUUUUAAGCUGGAGGAAAUUAAAGCUGUCGUAGAGAAAGUAUCAGCAAUGGACCAUAGAGACAAUGACUGCAUCCUGAUCGCUGUGCUCACACACGGCGAGGACGGUGAUUACGUGUACGCGCACGACGUAUCGUACGAACUCUCCACCAUCUGGAGUUACUUCACUGCCGACAACUGUCCCUCGUUGGCCGGACGUCCAAAAAUAUUUCUCGUACAAGCCUGCCGCGGUAGCAAGUUGGACAACGGUGUGAAGAUACAGAAGGACGGUAUCGCCCGGUACAGCAUCCCGACACACGCCGAUUUUCUGUUUGCGUACGCAACCAUCCCGGGCUUUAUGGCGUUUCGAAAUACCACCGAAGGCUCGUGGUUCAUCAACGAGCUGUGCAAGGAGUUGCAGGAAAACGGGAACAAGUACGAUCUCGUCACACUGCUCACGUUCGUUACGCAAAAGGUGGCGUACGAUCACGAGUCGGUAUCGAAUCUGCCAGAGUUUAAUAUGCGCAAGCAGACGCCAUGUGUCGUUUCCAUGCUGACACGUUUGCUGCUGUUUAACGAGGUUUAA